Messenger RNA from Acytostelium subglobosum LB1, 1128 nucleotides. RefSeq lists its product as hypothetical. The annotation marks the transcript as partial. The record is from RefSeq and is a predicted model, not a curated record. The transcript has a single exon. NCBI's taxonomy places the organism in Eukaryota, Evosea, Eumycetozoa, Acytosteliales, Acytosteliaceae.
CUUCCUCUUGGAAUAACGACUCUCACACUCGGAGAGGGAUUUAAUCAACCUCUCCAGCCUGGUCAACUUCCUAUGGGGCUGACCUCUCUCACAUUCGGACUUCGCUAUGAUCAGCCACUCCAACCUGAAACUCUUCCCCCUGGAAUCACAGCUCUCGAAUUUGGAGACAGCUUCUCCCAGAAGCUCAAACAUGGACAUUUGCCAAGGGGGCUGAGAACUCUCGCUUUUUCCACUGGGCCAUUUUAUCCACUAAAAGCUGGUGUCCUACCGACAGGAAUCACAAACCUCACAUUUGGCAUUGGAUUCGAUCAGAAACUUCAAUGUGGACACCUCCCUGCAGGUAUCAAAACUCUUAUGAUGGGAUAUAGUUUCAAUCAGCAACUUCGACAUAGCCACCUCCCGUUUGGCAUAAAUACUCUCAUAUUUGGCUUUAACUUCAACAAGCCAAUCAAACCUGGACAUCUUCCUUCUAGUAUAACAUCUCUCACCUUUGGACACUACUUCAACCAGCCGUUGCGAGCAGGAUGUCUGCCUUUUGGUACAAUAUUUCUCAAGUUUGGACAAAAAUUCAACCAGCCUCUCCAACCAGGACUCCUUCCGUGCGGAAUCACAGAGCUUAAGUUUGGUGAUUGCUUUGAUCAGACAUUCUACAUUGGGACAUUACCGUCAUCACUAAUUUCUCUGGAGCUUGGGUCACUCUACAACCGGUUAAUCUCCUUCGGUUGCAUUCCACAAUGUAUUCUCGAUUUGAUACUCCAUAUGAAGACAGGAAAGCAAUACUCAUUGCUAUUUCCUCAAUCGGACUCUCUUCCCUUCACCAUGCGUCACUUGAUACUCAAGAAGCGAUUUUCCUACAAUUCUGAUGGAGUAGAGAUAUAUCUUCCAACGCGAUGCGUAUCAUUCGAUAUAUCAUCGGUCAUCACAUCUCGUAUUCCAACAAUAAUCAAUGCUCUCCAUCCAUUUUGGUGCACCUUGAAUGACCAAGACUAUAUCCUCGAGGUGACAUGCAGGCUCACUGACCCUGGUAAUCUGAUCAUGAUCCUAGAUAAAGGCGGACCCAAACAAUCUAUAAUAUUUGUUCCCGUUCCUCAAGACAAACAAGAAACAUUUCCAUUUCCAAUUUCCAUU